Molecule: messenger RNA, 3148 nt
Organism: Ceutorhynchus assimilis (cabbage seed weevil)
Lineage: Eukaryota; Metazoa; Arthropoda; Insecta; Coleoptera; Curculionidae
Source: the annotation of a GenBank genome assembly
AUUUCCUAGCUCUUUUCUUUUCUCUUGUAUAUUAGAGCAUAUAAUUUAGAGGAGGAGAACGUACGUUCUAACUAUUGCAGAAUAACAAAUCCUGCCUCCAACAAAGGGGAACAUACAUAAAAAGGGUCCUCACUGUUUCAAUUUUUCAUUCUUUUCUUUAGGGAAGUCAUGCAAGAAAAUUUACUGAGCAGGUUAACCUAGCUUUGUCCCUGCCAAUAAUCAGCUGAAGGUAUUAUUGUUAUUACUGGGACUUUCUUCAAAAAUAUCAUGGAGCAGACAAAUCCUAAAGCAAACUUUUCCAAUUUUCCUAUAAAUGGGGUAAGCAGAAAUCAUGUGGUGACUAUCAUGCCUGUACCAGCUAAGAAGCUGGUGAUUAAGAAUCUAAAAAGUACACCUGAAUUGCCAGAAGAUUACAUGAAUCAAACAUGGAAAAAAUUGAAAGGUGCAGUCGUAGCCAUACAGCAGUCGAAAGCCAACCAGUAUUCACUCGAAGAACUGUAUCAAGCAGUUGAAAAUAUGUGCAAUCAUAAAAUGGCAUCACUUCUCUAUAAAAAAUUACAAAGCCUCAUUGAAGUCCAUGUUUCUCGCAAUAUUGAACAGUUUGUGGCAGAGUCCAUGGAUCGUUAUUUAUUUCUUAAAAAAAUGAAUGAAACUUGGCAAGCUCACUGUCAACAAAUGAUCAUGAUCCGUAGUAUUUUUCUUUACUUGGAUCGUACCUAUAUCCUGCAAAAUCAUAUCUCUUCCAUUUGGGAUAUGGGACUGGAAUUAUUUGGGAAAUAUAUACUUCUUAAUACUCUGGUACAAACUCGUGUUGUAGAAGGACUGUUAAUGCUCAUUGAGAAGGAACGACAAGGAGAUCAGGUGGAUCGUUCCUUGCUCAAAUCUUUGCUUAGGAUGCUUACCGAUCUAUCGAUAUAUAACGUGUCAUUUGAACAAAAAUUUAUUCAAGCCACAGAACGUCUCUAUGCUGCUGAGGGACAAUGUCUUAUGCAAGAAUUAGAAGUACCAGAUUACUUAGUACAUGUGGAUAAGCGUCUUGCAGAAGAAAAUGAACGAGUUUUGCAUUAUUUAGAUUCUGCAACUAAAUAUCAAUUGAUCCAUACUGUGGAAAAGCAGUUGUUAAGGGAACAUGUCUCUCAAAUCUUACAAAAAGGUCUAGAUCAACUCCUAACAGAAUAUAGAUUGACUGAUUUAGGCCUUCUUUAUGAUCUUUUAAGUCGCGUAAAGAAUGGAAUAGUAGAAUUAUGUUCAGCCUUUAACGCUUUUAUAAAAAAGCGAGGCAAAACCAUUGUUAUUAACCCUGAAAAAGAUAAAUCAAUGGUGCAAGAACUAUUGGACUUUAAAGAUGACAUGGAUACUGUUGUAACCAAAUGUUUUCAUAAACACGAACGUUUUACUAACUCUUUAAAAGAAGCCUUUGAAAAUUUCAUCAACCAGAGGACAAAUAAGCCAGCUGAAUUAAUUGCUAAAUUUAUCGACUCUAAAUUGAGAGCUGGUAACAAAGAAGCUACCGAAGAAGAACUUGAACGUUUACUUGACAAAAUAAUGGUAUUGUUUCGGUUCAUACAUGGAAAAGAUGUUUUUGAAGCUUUCUAUAAAAAGGAUCUUGCGAAACGUUUACUAGUCGGAAAAUCUGCUAGCGUUGAUGCGGAAAAAAGUAUGUUGAGUAAAUUGAAACAGGAAUGUGGUGGCGGGUUUACGUCUAAACUAGAAGGAAUGUUUAAAGAUAUGGAGUUGAGUAAAGAUAUAAUUCAGGCGUUUAAACUCGUCCACACUAGCAAUAAGAAGCUUUCUCAAAUUGAUAUGACUGUUAGUAUUUUGACAAUGGGUUAUUGGCCGAGUUAUCAACACAUGGAAGUUUCUCUACCUGAAUAUAUGGUUAAAUUGCAAGAUGUAUUUAAGGAAUUUUAUUUAAAUAAGCAUAGUGGACGUAAAUUGCAAUGGCAACCAACAUUGGGCCAUUGCGUCUUGAAAGCUAGAUUCAAUUCUGGACCAAAAGAAUUAGUUGUCUCCUUAUUCCAAAGUUUAGUGCUACUUCUUUUUAACGACUGUGAUGAAUUAAGUUUGGAAGAUAUAAAAGUUGCCACAAAUAUUGAAGAUGGAGAAUUACGAAGGACAUUGCAAUCUUUGGCUUGUGGAAAGGCUAGAGUGUUGUUGAAAACCCCUAAAGGCCGGGAAGUGCAGGAUGAAGAUCAUUUCAAAUUCAACGCAGAAUUUGUUAACAAGUUGUUCCGAAUCAAAAUCAAUCAAAUUCAAAUGAAGGAAACUACUGAAGAACAGAAGGCCACAGAAGAAAGAGUAUUCCAGGAUAGACAGUACCAAAUUGAUGCAGCAAUAGUUAGAAUAAUGAAGAUGCGAAAAAGUCUUACUCAUAAUUUGUUAAUUAGUGAAUUAUAUCUUCAGUUGAAAUUUCCUGUGAAGCCCGCCGACCUAAAAAAGAGAAUUGAAUCGCUUAUUGACCGUGAUUAUAUGGAAAGAGACAAAGAAAACUCGACCCAGUACAACUAUGUUGCCUAAUGUGAUUGACUGUUUCUUUGUCUAAUAAUUUUUAUUUUUAUUUUUUUUUUCAUAAUUUCAACCUUUAUAUAAUAUUGUGUUAGUUGUUUUGGGGUAACUUUUUAAAGUUUGUAGGCAUAAGUUUCUGAAGAAGGGAAGUUUUGAGCAAGUUAACUACUUUAACCAAACCUCCUUUGGUUAAAGGAACAUCUAAAAUAGAAAUUUUAGUUAAUUUGAGUUGUGGUGUUGACUAACGACUGAUUAUUAGGACAUUUUGUAAAUUUUAUGAAUUCGAACCUGGUCCACAUUAUAUCAGACGUUUUAGAAAAAUGUUUAUUGUUAAUUUUAGUGUUUUAUAAUUUAUACCACAUCUUUAUUUAUGGACUACAUAAUAUUCUAUUAUGCUAAUGUAUAUAUUUUUGUCUUAUUUAGCUGCCUCCGUAUUGAAAAAAAAAAUUAAUAUUACAACUAAGAUGAAAAUGAAUCAAAUUUUGCAUGUAGAUAGAGGUUUGAGUUAGUUUAAGUGUUUAGAAAAUUAUUUAUUUAACAAAUUAUGUAAAAAAAAUGUUUCACCACUUUAUUAUUACAAACUUUUGUUUCAAUUGAGAUUUUAGAGCUUAAUUCAAAUUUUCUCUUCAAAAACAAAGAUGGC